Molecule: messenger RNA, 3093 nt
Organism: Pseudonaja textilis
Lineage: Eukaryota; Metazoa; Chordata; Lepidosauria; Squamata; Elapidae
Source: RefSeq, a predicted model, not a curated record
GUGGAGCAGCAGAGGGCUUGGGCCACCAUCGGCCGCACCUACAUGUUCAUGGCCGAGAGCGGCCAGCUGGAGGAGGCCCUGCAGGAGGCUGAGAAAGCCUUCAUGAAGAGCUUGGCUAUUCUGGACGAGGAGCUGGAAGGGCAGGUGCCGCAGCGGGAGGAGAGCGAGAUGAGGUCCCGGCUCUACCUGAACCUUGGCUUGAUCUAUGACAGCCUGAAGAACCCAGCCAUGCGCACCUCCUACAUCAAGAAGAGCAUCUACAUCUCGGAGCAGGCCCACCUGUCGGAAGACCUCUUCCGAGCCUACUUCAACCUGGGCAACAUCCACCUGCGGGAGAAGGAGCAUUCGCAGGCCAUGCGCUGCCUGGAGCGCGCCCGGGAGUGCGCCGGCAAGAUGAAAGAGAAGUACAUGGAGAGCGAGUGUUACGCCAGCAUUGCCCAGGUGCUGCUGGGUCUGGGGGAUUUCGUAGCCGCCAAACGGUCCCUGAAGAAGGCCUACCGCCUGGGCUCCUGGCAGCCCCAGCAGCGGGACAGCAUUGGCCGCAACCUGCGCUACGCCACGAAGGUGAGUCGCUUGCAAGAAGCCCUGGAGGAGGCAGAGGCCACCGGCGACCUGGGGGCCGCCCUGGGACUCUCGGAGCAACUGGGGGACCUUUUCUGCAAGGUGGGCGAGUAUCGGCGGGCUGCGGAGGCCUACGAGAAGCAGGAGCAUCCAGUAAAUCCCCGGGAUUAUUGCGGAUGGACCCCUCUUCACGAGGCCUGCAACCAUGGGCACCUGGAGACCGUCCGCUUGCUGUUGGACCACGGCGCCAGCAUCGAUGACCCCGGGGGCCCGGGCUGCGAGGGCAUCACCCCCUUGCACGACGCCCUCAACUGCGGCCACUUCGAGGUGGCCGAGCUCCUCAUCCAGAGAGGCGCCUCGGUGCUGCUGCGCAAUGCCAAGGGCCUGAGCCCCCUGGGGACCCUCCAAGCUUGGGUGCAGCUCUACGGGAAGGAUCUUGACCUGGAGACCCACCAGCAGUGCAGAGCCAUGGAGAGCUUGCUACGGAAGACCAUGGCGGAACAGGGUUCCCGGCCCCCGCCUCCCCGAGGAGAGACCCCCAGCCAGCUCUUCGACGCAGAGCUCUCCGAGCCCCAAGCACCCUGUUCUCUGAGCCCCUCUCCGAAGUCCCCAGGCGCCCGGCAGCACCAACCAGAGGCGGACGAGGACUACAUGGCCCCUCUGAGGCCGGUCAAGAAGAAACAGCGGCUAUUGGGCCAGACCCUGGUGGGGGAGGCAAGGCCAGCCCCCCCUGCAGACUACCAGGCCGCUAUGCUUGGGCUGGGCAGUGCCCCCCUCCGCCUCCCUCCCAGCCCCCAGCGGCACAAGGGACCCCCCAGACCGGCUCUCAUCCCAGCCGACGAGUACGUGGGAGACGAUUGGCUGGAGGACGACCUGGCGCCGGGCAUGGGGUCUCGCAAAAGGUCCCGCCGGAGCCCAGCCGGAGUUUGGGGGUCCGGGUCAGAGGACAGCGAAGGGGGGCCUCCUUGCCAGCCCCCUGAGACUACCAAGAAGAGGAGGAGACCAGCCCGCCAGACUCGCCUCACUCUAGACCGGGCCUUGCUGGGGAGGAGCCGAGGGGCCGGCCCACCACCCAGAGCGGAGCCCGCCGGGGAGCCCAGCAGCCUUCUGGAAGGAGCCGGCGGCAGCCCCACUUGGCGGGGAGACAGCCCACCCUCGGGUGCCGUGCAGUUGUCAUCGCCGCCUGUCCGGGUGCGAGUGCGAGUUCAGGACAGCGUCUUCCUGAUUCCAGUGCCACAAAGCGAGGGCGAGAGCCGGCCGGUUGCGUGGCUGGCCAAGCAGGCCUCUCAGCGCUACUACCAGACCUGUGGCCUCCUGCCCCACCUGACCCUCCAGAAGGAGGGGGCCCUGCUGGCUCCGCAGGACAGCAUCCUGGAUGUCCUGCAAAGCAACGAGGAGGUCUUGGCUGAAGUCCAGUCCUGGGACCUGCCGCCCCUCCUGGAGCGAUACCGCAAGGCCUGCCGGACCCUGGCGGUGGGAGAACUCCCGCUGCUGGGGAAGCUCUUGGAGCGCCAGGCGUCGUCCUCGUCCUUCAGCGCCUCCGGCACAGCCCUGGGCCAGCGCCAGCUGCUCCCUCUCCUGCGGGCCCUCAAACUGCAGGCUUCCCUCCGCCAGCUGUGCCUCUCUGGGACCGGGCUGGGGGACGACUCGGCCGAGGAGCUCCAGGCCACGCUGGGCACCAUCCCUGGGCUGAAGGGCCUGGAUCUCUCGGCCAAUCGGCUGGGCCCCGACGGGCUGCAGAAGUUGGUUGUGGGCCUCCCCGGCUCCUUGGCCUUCCAGAACUUGGAAGAGCUGGACCUGAGCUUGAACCCCUUGGGGGACGGCAGCGCCCCAUCUCUGGCCUCGCUGCUCCAGGCUUGCCCCGUCUUGGGCAGCCUCCGAUUGCAAGCCUGCCGCCUUGGCGCCACUUUCCCGGAGCCUCACUCUCUGCUGCUGGGCAGGGCCUUGAAAGGAGCUGUGCACCUCAAGAGGCUCAGUCUGUCCCACAAUGCCCUGAGCUCCCGGGGGCUCGGGGUGGUGCUGGAAAGCCUGCCCUUCGAAUCGCUGACCCAUCUGGAGGUGGGCUCCCUGGAACCCAGGCCGGGGGACCGGCCACAGCUGAGGGACACCCUGGUCAGAUACCUGAGGCAGGAAGGCUGCGCCUUGACCCACCUGGGACUCUCUGGGAAUCACCUGGACGACCAGGAGGUAUCCGAGCUAGCCAGGAGCCUCCUCGCUUGCCCGUCCUUAGCCUCGCUGGACCUGUCCGCAAACCCGGCCAUCAGCAUCCUCGGUCUCCGGACGCUGUUGGUCACCCUGGAGGAGCGGAAGCGGGGACUCCAGUCCCUUAACCUGGCCGGCUGUGCUAUCCGUGGCCCCUUGGAGACCGCCACGUGGACGAAGCUCUCCUCCCUGGUGGGUCAGCUGCAACUCUGCAGCCGGUUGCUAAGCAGGAGCGACCAGCGGGACGUGGCCCAGCUCUGGCGCACCCCGGCCAACGCCUCCCUUCAGUCCGUCACCCGCCACCACAAACUCUUCUGCCAGAGCCUGUAG